This is a messenger RNA of Helicoverpa armigera (cotton bollworm), 1004 nucleotides long. RefSeq names its product dynein light chain roadblock-type 1. The coding region runs from base 532 to 924 and encodes 130 amino acids. The transcript has 8 exons. Gene Ontology annotation, cellular component: cytoplasm; cytoplasmic dynein complex; centrosome. Gene Ontology annotation, biological process: microtubule-based movement. The record is from RefSeq and is a predicted model, not a curated record. Gene Ontology annotation, molecular function: dynein intermediate chain binding. NCBI's taxonomy places the organism in Eukaryota, Metazoa, Arthropoda, Insecta, Lepidoptera, Noctuidae.
UAUUGUCUGUCAUACAGAUGUUUUGAUACCAUUAUAACACUUUCUUUUUAUAUUUUAUUUAUUUUGUUAGAUAUUCAAUAUUUAUUAUUAGAAAUAUUAUACAUUUUUACUCCUUAUAAUGCCUAGAAGAUUAUUUAGAAAGUUUAGGAGGAGGGAAUGGCCAAAAGAGUUCUCACAAGUUACAACGGAUACUAUCGAUCGUAUAGAACUCAAUUUAAAUGUUAUCGGUUUGAUGUAUUUCAGGGAAGACUAAUUACAGAUGAGCCUAUAAUGCAUACAAUGCCUAGGAUUGAAGAAGUAGUUCUAGCUAGCCAGUUGCCCUCCCUCGGUCGUCAAAUUCGAAAUUCUAUUAAAGAGGUGGAUAUAAUGGAUGACUUGGUGGCUUAUAGGAUAGUGACCAAAUCAAAUGAGCUUUUAGUUGCCUCCGACGCCGAGUUUUCAGCGUGCGUUCUUCAAAAACUCAAGUCUUCGGAGAAAGAGGACCCCCAUAAACACAUACAUUAGAAAGAGUUCUUUGUGCCAUAAUUAAUAAUGAAAAUAAUUACAAACUUAUUGAAAGAUGCAAGAGAUGAAUGGCUUGUACGAACCACGGCCACAAUUAACUCUGCUAAUCCCAUCGUGGACAGAAUAAUGGAUGAUGAUUCAGUAGAAGGCGUAAUAAUGACUAACAAAGAAGGGGCCCCGAUAUUGACUAAUAUGAGCGUUACUAGCGCCACGAAUUAUGGCAGAGCUCUUCACAAGUUUGGACAAAUAUCGCAAAUCUACAUUAAAGAACUGAACCCUCUGGAAGAAAUAAUAAUAAUACGAAUCCAUACAAAGAAAGAUGAAAUAAUGGUGGCACCAGACAGUGAGUUCAACAUCAUGGUGAUACAACACGCUAGAUCCCAUCACAAGCCGAAAGACAAGAAAAUAAAAGACAAAUGAUCGACAAACUCUCAAGUUUAAAAAUAAUCUAUUGUUUAUUAUGGCAUUAUUUUUAUAAGGAAUAAACACUGAAAUGAAAA